Molecule: messenger RNA, 826 nt
Organism: Sinocyclocheilus grahami
Lineage: Eukaryota; Metazoa; Chordata; Actinopteri; Cypriniformes; Cyprinidae
Product: extracellular matrix protein 1-like
Exons: 6
Coding region: 116-826 (236 amino acids)
Biological process (GO): signal transduction; regulation of bone mineralization
Cellular component (GO): extracellular region
Source: RefSeq, a predicted model, not a curated record
CAGCAUUUUUUAGAGUGCAUGCUUGUGUUAGAAGCCUGACCUGACUGUUUUUGUUUUUUUGGCAGAUGGCCUUCAGCGACAGUUGCUACUUACCCGUGAGGAGCUGGACUUUUCGAUGAUGCAGAGACCGAUCAUCCCUGACCUUUCCAAAGUGAUGGUUGCAGGCUCUUCAGACAUGACCCAGAGAGAAGACACAAACUUUCACCCAGAGAAUGUCCCAAUAGAUCACCCAAUGUUUGGCCCUCGCUCCAUAGGACCCAGGAUGGGACCAGAGGUUGAUUUCCCCCCAGCCUUUCCAAAUAAAGGCAACCUGGAAGAUAUCUGUCAGUUCAGUAAAACUCCGGUCCGGUACCCUAAGGACAUGUUUCCUCAGGAUGGCUUUGGCCAUGAGUAUCGACAGGCUGAUGCUAUCAAUAAACUCCAGUCCUGGUACGGUGUCUGCUGUGGCAUUUAUGGAACACAGGAAGAGCAAAUCUGUUGUGCUGAACAAGCGUGGAAGAAGAGUCUGGCUGCCUACUGUUUUCAAGAAUUCACUAUUAAGACCAGUCACUACUUCUGCUGCAAGAAGAGCAGGAAGGCCAGAUGGAGCUGUUUUGAUAAAGAGGCUUCAGGCUUCCCACCUGGCCGUCCUGAUUCCUCCAACAUAGCACAUAUCUGUGCUCAUCACAAGAUCCGACCACGAUACAUGCCCAAGUGUCUUCCUCGCACUGGCUAUGGCUGGCUGAUCCGUCAGUCGAAGGCCAUCAAUGUCCUGGAGAGAGAAUAUAACCAGUGCUGUGAGGAGAAAAAGGGCGAGCACUCUUCAGCUGUGCUGAAAAGAAGGUGA